GGCGGAGGGGGCGGGCUUGAAACGCAGAGCGCUGAUUGCCUGUCGGCAACGUCAAUCCUGGCCGCCCCGUCGCCCUAGCAACAGCCGCCUGCUCGCGACGCGGCGGGCAGGAUCCCGUGUGGCGUCUUAGAAAGAAGUCUGAAAAAAUGUCAAAAAAUCUCAUAUCCAGCAAGUCCUCCUUAAAAAGUCCAAAAGGCUCAGCAAAGAAACAGAAAGGUGAAAACAAAGCUAAGGAAUCCUCCAAAGGAAAACGAAAACAGAUUGAUAAAAAGGAUGAAGAAGUUAAUCUAUCUAUGGCUAGUAUAGGCCACCCAGAAAUCUUUCCCUUAGUUUUCACUACACAGACCCAAGAAAUCUUUAAUUGCCGAGUUGAUAAAGAUGUCACAGAAGAAAACCGUUUCAAACUUAUUAAAAAAGAGGACAUCAUUGAGGACCUGAAAACAAGAGCAGCAGUUUCUGAUUUCCACCCUGUCAAAAAACUUGUCAUAGAAUAUCCAGGGGAAGAACUUCUGGUAGUUUUUGAUGCAGAAUUGCAGUAUGGACAGAACUUUUAUCUUGUUGCUACUGAAGAAGCCAAGGAAAACCUUCUGAAGCUUCCAGAAGCUGCAGAAGAAGAAGAAGAGAAAGAAAAAGAAGAUGACGAAAAUAAAGAUGGAACACUAGAAGGGUAUGUUUAUAAGCCUCCUGUCCGCAAACCUUGGGUUUCCCUUGGCAGCGAAAAGGAAGUUGAAGAAGAAUCUGUUAAAGACACUGUUUCAAAGAUUAAGUAUUUGAUUUCUCGAGUACGCAGAAAGUUCGGUGCACCAGUUACAUUUACUGAUAAGAACGCUUCAAGUGUAAAAGACAGUUACAUUGAAUGUACUUCCUAUCAAGACAAAACUUUCAGCAUUAAACUGCUUGAAAGAGAUGUGGGUGCACAAGUAGUUCCAAAAGUAAGCGAAAACAGUACUCAGACAAAAUGGACCUAUCCAAAAAAUGCAGCCACACAGUAUUUUCCUAGAGAGUUCUCAGAUGAAGAGAAAGAAGAAAGUCUGUCAUCCAAGAAGCUGAAAGAAUUUAUUACAUCAGUACUUUUAAGAAUGGAGAUUGCAUUGCAGCAAAAUGAAAUUAUGAAUGUUUUUUUUGAUGACUGGAAAGCCCUAGCAGAAGAUGAAAGCAGCUAUGGUGGCAAGUCGGAUGUUUAUCUUAAAGAAUACCAAUCAUUUAUAGAUCUGCACUAUCUAAAGGAUAGAACCAUUAGCUGUGUUUGCUGGCACCCAAACAUUUAUGGGAUUAUAGCAGAGUCAGCAACAGAGAGGCUUUCUUACGAAGAACGAGUUGAUCUUUCUGGUAAAUUAUUGUUGCAGAAAUCAGUAAUUCUUUUCUGGAGUUUUGCUGAUCCUCUCCACCCACAGUUAAUGUUGGAGUGUCCCGAAGAUAUUUACUGCUUUCAGUUCAGUCCAAGUGAUCCAAAUAUCAUUGCUGGUGGCUGCUUCAAUGGCCAGGUUGUGCUGUGGGAUAUUUCUCAAUAUGAAGAAAAGCUGCGAAAUGCAAAAGCUAUUGCUAGUGGAAUCAAAAAGACAGCUGUUAAUUUGCCAUCAUUUAUACAAGCUCAGCAGAGUGGUACAGGGCCACCUUUAGUGAGAUACUGUGCAGUGUCUUCCAUAGAAUAUGGCCAUAAAGCAAUAAUAACAGAUAUACAGUGGCUGCCAGAUUAUUUUGAGGUCAACAGAAUGGGCGCUACUUUUGAAAACAGAGCUGGAAUUUGUGUGCAGCUUGUAACCUGCUCCCCUGACUGCUCAAUAUUAUUCUGGGAUAUUCGAGGCACCAAACUUCCCGUCCAACCUUUGUCUGAGAAGGUUAAAGAGGAGAAAAUUAUUGAUGUGCUCCCUGAGUUUCCUGAUACUUUUAAGCAUCUAGAUCUUACCUGGAAACCUCUCAUAAAGAUAAUCCUGUGCAAGAGUGAUACCAGCGUGGACUACAGUCCUAUAAGAAUUAGUCUAAGGGAACAGCAUUAUCAUUACAAAACACCAGAUAAAGUGCAAUCUCUGAACAGACUAGAAGUACUUGCCAAAGAAAGCCCAUAUGCGGAGAUAAGUGUUCCUUCAGGCAAAACUCUGAGAGUGCUAGAGAAUAUCUCCACCAACUUUUUUGUUGGAACUGAAGAUGGAGAAGUUAUUUAUUCUGACUGGAAAAUGGAAAGAGAUAGUGACUCAGGAAGACUAAUUAGUCAGAAGCCUUCUCAGACACACACCAUCCACGAUGGAAUCGUACAUACUGUUCACAGAUCGCCAUUUUUUAAAGACAUCAUUCUAAGCAUUGGAGGCUGGAAUUUUGCCAUUUGGAAAGAAGGUGUUGCAAGUGGACCGAUCCUUCAGUCAAGCUGCUCAGCAGUAAGAUACACUGCGGGACACUGGUCCUUAACAAGACCAGGAGUUUUCUUCAUUGGCAGAGAAGAUGGAAAUAUAGAUAUUUGGGACUUACUGGAGAAAACUCAUGAGCCAUCUCAGUUCCAGAGCAUUUCCAUCUCAAUGAUCACUUGCAUCAGACCCUGGAUUGCCUCAGCAAAGCAACAUUUUUUAGCUGUUUCUGAUGAUUCUGGAGUACUGCAUGUUUUAGAAAUCUCUUGGACAUUAAGUCACCCUUCCAGCAAUGAGCAUGCCAGUGUACUUCAUUACUUUGAGAGAGAAGUUGAAUAUGUAAAGUAUUACGAACAACGGCAAGAGUUUCAAGCCAAAGAAAGAAUAGAAAUGGAGCUGGAGGCACAGAGGAAGAAAACGACAGCAACUGCUCCACAAAAAUCCAGAGAACAGAUAGAGGAGGAAGAAAAUAUGGAAUAUAUGGAGUUUCUGGACAUAGAAAAGAAGAUACUAGCAGAUUUAGGAAUAGUAAAGGAACCAGAAGUGUUUUCCUCAUCAGAUGCAUAGAGCACAACAUUAUCACCCUUAAAACAAGUGGGCAUUUCUUUUUUUCCAGGACCUCUUAAUUUGCUUUCUUAUGAGAUGUAUAUAUAUCUAAUUCAACAUAUAAUUCAGUAGAACAUUUUUAGCUUCAGAAAUUAAGUAUCUAGCACUUAGAGAUUACUGUAUCAUUAACUUUAUUCAUUUAUUAACUCACAAGUGUGGGUAGAGAACAACUGUUUUGGGCAUAUUUCCUCCACUUUCGUUAAUAGAGUUAUAAUGAAAUUGUUUAUAUAUAUAUAUAUAUAUAUAUAUAUAUAUAUAUAUAUAUAUAUAUAUAUAUACACAUAUAUACAUAUAUAUAUACACACACACACACACACACAUAUAUAUAUAUGUAUGUAUGAAUAUUGUUUAAAUAGUAGUUUUUAAAGUGGGCUAUUAACUGCUGUAUCUGUCCAGGACUUUAUAAGCUGUGAAAAUCUUAAACCCAACUUAACAUGUCAAACUUAGGCUCCAGUGUUCACGCCUGCAACCUACAUCCACCUGCUCCCAUCAGAGAGAAAUCCAUUCUAUUCCAGUAGUCAUAUUCACAGAGACCCUCCAAAUUCUGCUACCUAGCUGCAGCAACUAUCUCUUCCCUCAUCCUGAAAGUGGUCACUUCUCCUGAAAAUAUCAGGGACAAGCAAUAGUUUUUGUGGUGUCCAGGACAUCGCCCAGUCUGGAGAUGUGGUGACAGAAAGCGCUCCAGAGUGAAGACUCCCACUGGAGGUUCGCAGCACCAGGAUCCCCGAGCUGCUGCUGCACAGGGCCGAAGGGAAGGUGUGCGGGCAUGUGGCUAGCUCAGAUGACAACUAUCACAGUAUCACAUGAGAAGGAAUGAGCAGUUCCUUCCAUAAAGGCUCUAGUCACAUCUAAAAGAUUUAAAGAUCAAAAUCAGAUCCUAAAUUGCUCUUAUAAAUCAAUGAACCAUUAAAGCUCAAAUAUUCACAA
Dromaius novaehollandiae (emu) is the source of this 3872-nucleotide messenger RNA. RefSeq names its product dynein axonemal intermediate chain 3 (gene DNAI3). Bases 147 to 2906 code for a protein of 919 amino acids. Lineage: Eukaryota; Metazoa; Chordata; Aves; Casuariiformes; Dromaiidae. Gene Ontology annotation, biological process: cilium movement involved in cell motility; inner dynein arm assembly. Gene Ontology annotation, molecular function: dynein heavy chain binding; dynein light chain binding. Gene Ontology annotation, cellular component: inner dynein arm. The record is from RefSeq and is a predicted model, not a curated record. The transcript has 24 exons.